This is a messenger RNA of Sporisorium graminicola, 1866 nucleotides long. RefSeq lists its product as uncharacterized. NCBI's taxonomy places the organism in Eukaryota, Fungi, Basidiomycota, Ustilaginomycetes, Ustilaginales, Ustilaginaceae. Bases 1 to 1866 code for a protein of 621 amino acids. Gene Ontology annotation, molecular function: actin filament binding; actin monomer binding. Gene Ontology annotation, cellular component: cytoplasm; actin filament. The transcript is spliced from 2 exons. The record is from RefSeq and is a predicted model, not a curated record. Gene Ontology annotation, biological process: barbed-end actin filament capping; actin filament depolymerization.
AUGUCCAACAUUCCGAUCGCCGACGAUCUUGCCCAGGCAUUCCAGCAGGCAGACCAGUCGGUGCGUGCCAUCCUCGUCCAGAACGAUGGCGGCUUCCUCAAGCUCGUCCAAAGUGCACCGCCCUCAAGCGCCGAUGUGAGCGACAAGGAUGAUUUCCUGCCGGUGCUCUCCAAGCUAUUCUCCAACGAUCCUCAGCGCAGCGGUUACGCCUUGUACCGUUUGGACAGCCAAUCAGCCUCGGGCGACUGGGAGUGGCUGUGCUGUUCGUACCAGCCAGACGGAGCCAAGAUCAAGGAAAAGAUGCAGUACGCUAUCACGCGAUCCUCGCUCAUGGCCGGUCUCACCGAACGCAGCUUUUUGGAAACCAUCUUUGGAGCGACACCCAAGGACUUUUUGUGGCCUACCAAGCUGCGUAACAGUCGAAAGCACGAUUACCAGAAUCCGCAGCUCAAGACGGCGGGUCUCGCUGCAUCUGAAGCCGCGGGCACUGGCUCGGGAGGCAAACGAAGAAACUUUGGCUCCGCCAGCAAGGCGAACCAGCUCCGAGGUACCGACGACACGGCAUCGACAUCCAGCUCCCACGACAACCAAGCCAACCUCGCAGCCACCUCGGGUGUGUCUGGUGUCAGCAGCACGGGAGGAGCAGAUGCCCAACGCCCAUCACCUGUUCCAGAAGCGGCACAGCCAUCCGUCGCUUCAGCUCCGACUCCAAGAAGGUACAACUCGCACGAGUUUACCGAUGCCUUUAAGAGCCCCUCGCCGCCUGCUCGGGAGGAGCCGGAGGACAGUACGGAACCCGAGCCAGCAUCAUCCGAGGACAAGGAUGCCAAUGCCAAGCAGUUCGAAGCCGAGACCAAAGCGCCCGCAGAACCCACCACGCCGCGUGAAGCCGCAGGCGAGACCGAAAGCCUCUCGCAACCGACGGUGCCGUCCGACUCGACGCUGACCGCAGCUGCCAACGUUGCCGCCGCGGUCGACGGCAAGGCGCCUGAAUCGAAAGUGACGGCGGCAGAGCAAGAGUUUGCGCAGUCCAAAGCACCGCAGGAGCCUCCUACACCUUCGGCUCAGACGUCGGCGCCGCUGUCACAACCAACACUGCCCACUUCGCUGGAGCAGGCCAGCAUCAAUGAGCCGACAUCGAAGAAAGAAGCGCCCAAGAGCUCCAUCUCGACCGGUUCCGGUACGGGUGCAUCCACGUCCGGCUUGACACAACGCGAAGAGGAGCUGGCCGACUUGCGGAGGCUGCAGGCGACCGAACGAGCUUCCACCGCGAGCAAUGGGGCUAGCAACGGCGCUGGUGGGCCUUCUGUCGGGUUCAAGUGGGGAGAUGGAGUGCAAGAGGCAAUUCAGGGACUCGCUUCGACUGCCUCGGGCACUUCCGAGUGGAAUCUGGUGGUGUUGGCCAUCGACCUGCGCAGCGAGAAGGUAGAGUUGGAAUCACCGCCUCGCUUUGUGCCGCCUGCCGAUCUGCCCUCGGCACUGAGCACCAACGACCCUCGUAUCGCCUUCUACAGGCUGGACAACGUGACGAUGCAGGCGUCGGGCGAGAGCGUGGUGGCGAUGCUCUACUGCUGUCCCGCAUCCAGCGGCGUCAAGGCGCGCAUGAUUUACUCGAGCAACGUGCUGAUCAUUCUCAACCAUGUCAAGAGCUUUUCGGGUAUGCGGAUCGUCAAAAAGCUCGAGGCGUCGGACAGGGAUGAUCUGACCCAUGCUUAUGUCUCAGCCGAGAUCGAAGAGGUUCUUGCACAAGAAAGACACAAGUUUGCUGGAACUGGUAUUGACGACGAAGCGCCACAGACGGUGACCAAGACCGAACCGACGGGCUUCUCCAGGCCCCGAAAGGCAGGCGCCUCGAGUCGACACUAA